UUAGCGCCAGUUUGGAUUUUCUCCUUCGCCUGGCCUGUGUGUUGUGGAUUACAAUGAGGUCUAUUGUGUCGUUUUUAUUAAAUAUAACCGAAUGACUUGUACAUCGCCACGAAAGGCUUUACUUAUUGGACAGUAGGCAUUAUUUUCGACAGGUUGAAUGUGGUCGUAACAUCCGGUAAGGUGGUUUUCGGGCUGCUUGAGUGAAGGAAGACGCAAAGUUGCAAAAAGGUGACCAGGUGAUUUGACAUCAACGACACAGUUUAAUUCUUUAAAAUGGAGAGAGAGGAUGAUCUGGAUAUUCUGACUGCGCUGCUGGCUGAGAGCGAGGGUAUUGGCGAAGAACAAGAAAGCCAGGAGCAGGCGGACGAUCUGGAUGGGCUGUUUGACAAGGAAAAUGAUGAGGAGUACAAAGAGGGCGUCGAGGAGGAAAAGCGCAAUGUGGACGAGAUGUUGGAGCUCUUUGGAGAUGUGGAUGACAUCGAACAAGAGGAGAAGGACAAAGAAUCAGAGGGUGGCCGUGAGAACAUGAACAAGUCGAAAGAGGAUUUACAAGAGGAGUUGAGGCAGAUGAAGGAGCAGAUGGAGAGGUUGCAGCAGCAGCUGGAGGCCAGCCAGAAAGUCUCAGUCCCGUCAGCCUCUUCAUCCAAGACUUCAGGAAAAAACUCACCAAGUGUCACACCAGUGAGACCCAAACCUGCACCUACCCGACAACCAAGCCAGGCCAGACCAGCCACUAACACACAGAAGACACCAGCAGCAGCGUCUUCAUCCACUCCAGUGAGAGCAGGAAGCCUCAAGCUCCAGGAGUCCUCUGAGUUUUCUUCUCAGCUCAGCAUUGCUGAGUCAUUUAAAAGCAAACCGAGAGUGGCUCACCAACCUAAACCCAGGACAUCACCGGAAAGCAGAGGACCACUGGUAGAGAUAAAGAUCGGCAGCUCCUUCAAGCCCAUAGAGAGCACCAGCACAGCUCCUGAUGCUCUGCGCUCACCUUCAGCGUCCCAUAGCAGACCUGCAGCAGCUGCGUCAGCAGUGCAGCCUAAAGCUCCUUCUUACCCAUCUCUUCCCAAAGACGUGGCUCUUGAGAAAUAUUCAGGACUGCGGCUCAGAAAACCACGUGUUUCUUCUAGCGAGAUGGACCGUAAGAUGGCUGACCGCCGUCUGAUCCGAUUGUCACAGUUACCGGAGCGUAUGACUCGGGAGACGCUGGAAGACCGUGAUUGGGUGACGUUUGCUGUGCUGGUCAAUAAAGCCACGCCUCAAAGCAACAGCAGUGGCAAAACCUUUAGCAUCUGGAAACUGAACGACCUCCAUAACCUGGAAGUGUUUGUGUCUCUGUUUCUGUUUGGUGAAGUUCACAAAGAGCACUGGAAGACUGAGACGGGCACAGUAGUUGGACUCCUCAACCCAAACCCCAUGAAGCAGAAAGAAGGAUAUGACGGGGUGAGCCUGACGGUGGAUCACCCACAGAAGGUGCUGCUGAUGGGUGAAGCUCAGGACUACGGUACCUGCAAGGGUGUGAAGAGGAACGGAGAGCCAUGCUCGCAAAUAGUUAACAUGUAUGAGUGCCCAUACUGCCAGUAUCACGUCAAGGCCCAGUAUAAGAAGAUGAGCUCAAAAAGGGCAGAGCUACAGUCAUCGUUUUCCGGAAGAGCGCCCAGUAAAGUCAUGGGGAAGGGGAAGGCAGGCGGCCUGAGAGAGCGGAUUUGUCAGGACGGUUUCUACUACGGCGGCGUGUCCUCUGCUGCCUGUGCCGCCUCACUGACCACGUCCAAACCGAACAAACCCACCCAGAAAACUCUGGACAAGCUGUUUGUGAGAGGCUCGGCUCAGCUCGUCAGUCAGGCCAAGAGGCUCGCCAUGCAGUCUGGUGAAGUUGCAGGUUGCUCAGAUGAAUUUAAGAGCCUGAUGUCAGUGCCAACACCUGGAGCUCUGCAGCUGAAGAAGCAUCUCACGCAGGGCAGCCAGUCAGUUUCCAAAGAAACAUCUGGAGCUCCUCUUCAGUCCAUCUCGGCCUCAGACCUGCUGAAGCAGCAGAAACGGAAGCAGCGAGAGCUCCUGGAGAGCCGGCGGAAGAGAGUGGAAGAAGUUCAGAAAAGGUCACUGGAGAACUCGGGUGGUGCGACAGGCCAACAUUGUUUAAUGUCACCAAAAGCUGCUUCUGAAGUCCCCACGGCCUCUCAAAGCCCAGCGGCGCCCCACACUCCGACCCUGGGCCGAGGCUUCUCCAAGGGCGAUGAUAUCCUCUUCUUUGAUACCAGCCCCCCUCCAGCUCCUUCUCCCAGCACCCUCAGCCUAUCAGCUGCCAAGCUGUCUGCUCUGAAGAAGCUAAGGGCCAAAGGCACGGGGCUGGUGAAGGAAGACCCCAACGCUGUGAAGAGGAAGAGGAGUGACAGCAGUGAGAUCAACGCCCGAGUAGAGCGGAAUCGCACCUCACCCAGUGGUACACGUUGCAGUUUUUUCAGAUGUGAAGCCUCCGCUAAUGAGGACGAGGAGCCAGCGCAGAAAAAGAAGCGAGAACAACUCAACUAUGUCCAGUCAGAGGAGUUUCAGAAGAUCCUGAAUGCCAAAUCUCGCCAUGGCGUUAUACUUCAAGCGGCAGAGUACCAGCUACAGGAGCGCUACUUCAAUGUUCUGGUGAAGAAGGAGCAGAUGGAGGAGAAGAUGAGGAACAUCAGAGAGAUGAAGUGUCGAGCUGUCACCUGUAAAAAGUGUAGUUACACCUACUUCAAGCCGGCGGAUCGUUGUGUAGAGGAGAACCAUGAACUGCGGUGGCACGAGGCAAUGAAACGCUUCUUUAAAUGUCCUUGUGGACAGAGAGCCAUCGCUCUGGACAGACUGCCACACAAACACUGCAGCAACUGCGGUCUGUUUAAAUGGGAACGAGAUGGGAUGUUGAAGGAGAAAACUGGCCCUAAGCUCGGCGGAGAGCUCCUCCUGCCUCGAGGAGAGGAGCAUGCCAAAUUCCUCAACAGCAUGAAGUGAUUUAUUAUUGAGGGAGCAACAUAUACUUUUAUAUUUGUAAUUUAAGGCUUUAUGAGGCUUUCAUGUGUAUCAGUUAUGUUUUUAAAUUUUGGCAUUAUGUAGCUAUUGAGUGUCUGUGGUGAUACCAGAUGUGCUGGAAAUUGGCUGGUUAAAGCUGAUUAAAGAUUUUAUAUCUA
Oreochromis aureus is the source of this 3158-nucleotide messenger RNA. It is a transcript of the gene mcm10, whose product is annotated as minichromosome maintenance 10 replication initiation factor. The coding region runs from base 274 to 2982 and encodes 902 amino acids. Gene Ontology annotation, molecular function: DNA replication origin binding; single-stranded DNA binding. The transcript is spliced from 18 exons. The record is from RefSeq and is a predicted model, not a curated record. Gene Ontology annotation, biological process: DNA replication initiation; DNA replication. NCBI's taxonomy places the organism in Eukaryota, Metazoa, Chordata, Actinopteri, Cichliformes, Cichlidae. Gene Ontology annotation, cellular component: nucleus; replication fork protection complex.